AUGAUGGACAUCAACUCCCUCCUUUCGCCCCAGGAUUCUAAUUCACAGUCCGGGCGCACUACGCCCACCACGGGGUCUACGCCGGUCAACAAUGCCUCGGUUCCGCUCACAGGUCCGCCACAGCCAAAACCCUUGCGAAAGCCUCGUUCCGGCGCAACCAAGCAGGGUAUGACCUCCUCGCCACUGGCGCAACAUAUGUACGCCCCGAACCAACUGCCUGAUCCGUCACCACCUGCGAACAGUCCUAAGGUUGGUCCCAGCAUGGGCACUGGCAGCGGAACACCCCCAGCAACCGACUUGCCGCCUGCGAGGCAACCGUCCACUCCGGGUAUGGACACACUGGCCGACUUAGCGUCGAUGCAGCAUCAUCAACCUCAGCGUCCCGGCGCUCCGCUCUUACGCAACACCGAAUCGUACGAGAGCCAGUUGUCACCCUCCACAAUGUUCCCACACGUCAACCCGAUUUCCCACAACACCCCCACUCCGCGAUCCUCCUUCGAUAUCGCUAUGUCCGAUGGUCCUCGAGAGAGCGCCCAACGAAGCUACUUGGACACUUCCCUGGUUCCCAACGCCCAGCGGCAGGCGACCGACCUGUUCGCUCAGAUACAGGAAAAUCCGCAAUCUUACGAAGCGCACGUCAGAUUUAUUCGUCUGCUACACGCGGGCUUUGUUAAUCACGUCUAUCCGCCCAACAACCCGGAGAUUCACGGGGAUCCGCGCAAAUAUGAUCUACUCAAGGACAUGCGCACCGCGCGCGAGGAGAUGGACAAACUUUUCGCCAUGGGCGAGGAUCUGUGGGCAGAAUGGAUUCAGGAUGAGAGUAUGUUGGCACAAUCGGUAGAGGAACGCAUUGCUGUGAUGGAGCUUUGUCAACGAUCUGUGGAAGAGGAGUAUGGUAGCACCAAACUCUGGGGGAUCUACGGAGAAUGGGUACUCUACCUCUAUAAAUCGGCACAUGGCGAUGCUAGUCAGAGCUCCUGGACUGAGGAAGAUCGGAUCAUCGGGCGCGAGGUCUUCACCUGGCCGUCGGUCUUAGAGGUCUGGCAUCGAGGAGCCGAGUCGACCCAAUGGCGAAUCCAUGACAGUCAUAUGGUAUGGGACCGCUUCCUUGAUUUGCUCAUCCAGGACCUUGCCCGCAACGCGUCCCAAGAGAAGGUGAAUCAUGUGCGCAAUUUCUUCGAAGUUCGUCUUGCAACGCCCCAUGCUACCUGGGACCAGACCUUUCAAUUGUUCUCCGGGUUUGUUUCGAGAUACUACAACGCGAACUACGAGAAUAUCAUGGCCGACAUAGUUGGACGGCACGCCACAUCAGCCAAGGAGCAAUAUUCCGCUCGCGAGGAUUUUGAGAUCAAGCUGCGCAAUGCGACCGAGUCCGGUGAAUUGGGACAGGAAUACCUCUUGUUCACAGAGUAUCUGGAGUGGGAAUUGAAACAAAGUCGUCGGAAACGGCAUCUGGGAAAUUUCGAGUUCGUGAAGUCAAUUUACCAGCGCGCGGUCCUUCGAUUUCCGACCGAUUGUCACAUGUGGGAGGAUUUCAUCAUGUAUUUGGUUAAUGAAUCGAUGCACGGUAACACCAAAACUGCGACAAUGGCCACAUUGGACCGUGCGACUCGCCACUGCCCCGGUUCCGGUACCCUCUGGUCGCAAUACCUGCUGAGCUCCGAGCGCGAAGGACAGUCCUUUGCGAAAAUUGCCGAUAUCAAGCACAAAGCAACCAGUACCGGCUUGCUAGACGUCGGCGGCAUGGAAGAAGUACUAAAGGUGCACACCGCGUGGUGCAGUUACUUACGUCGAAAGGCUUUCCUUUCUGAUUCGACCGAUGAAGAUAUCGAUGUGGCGGAGGUGGGAAUCCGAUCGGCUAUCGAGAGCGUUCAGGAGCUUGGUGAAAAGAAAUACGGCCGCAACUAUCAGGGGGACCCCUUGUUUCGUCUGGAACGCAUUUAUAUCCGAUAUCUUAGCGAAAGCGGCAGCUGGGAUAGUGCCCGAGAGACUUUUAAGGGUCUCGUAGGCCGUCGGGGUAGCAGUUACGAAUUCUGGCUGACUUACUACGAGUGGGAGCUCAUUUCAUGGAGUAAGUUUGUGCAGGGAGAAGCUACCAUCGACGCCGCCCGGCGGACACCCAACCCCAGCUACGCCACCGCCGUUUUGAAGCAGGCCAUCAAGCGGACGGAUUUGGAUUGGCCCGAGAAAAUUAUGCAAGUCUACAUCGCACACUGCGAGGAUUAUGAAGAUUCGGACGAACUACAGCUUGCGAUUCUCGAAACCCGCAAGGCGAUGAGAGCCAUCACUGCCCGGCGCGAGCGGGACGCAAGGGAGGCGGCCGCGCGGCAGGCUGAGCAACAAGCUGCAGCUGCCGAGCAGGCGACACAGGUGGAAAAGAGGAAGCGGGAAGAUGACAUUACUGUGAAUGGCUCAGCACCUGCCAAACGGGCUCGCGCAGAAGAGUCGACUCCAUCCGUUCUCGUGACGCCUGACCCGGUCGCUCUUCAACGUGAUCGCGAGAAUGCGACCGUUGUCGUCAAGCAGUUGCCCCGCGGCAUUACAGAGCAUAAAGUCAGGCAAUUUUUUCGCCAUUGCGGUACGAUCAACAGCCUGAAGAUGUUUUCUGCUCCGAACGGGAACUCGGAAACCGCCAUUAUCGAGUUCAAUAACCGGGAUGAAGCCGUUGUGGCGCAGACCCGCGACCAAAAGAUGAUCGAUGGACAGACCAUCGAGGUCCAAUUUGGGUCGGGGGCUACGCUUUUUGUUACCAACUUCCCUCCCACUGCGGAUGAACAGUAUAUUCGUGAUUUGUUCCGUGAGCACGGAGAAAUCAUUGACAUUCGCUUUCCGUCGCUCAAGUACAAUACGCACCGGCGAUUCUGUUACGUGCAAUUCAAGACCUCUGGAGAAGCUUACAGUGCCACUCAGCUCGACGGAUCUACAGUCGGCAAUGGCCUUCACCUGGUAGCCAAGAUCUCGGAUCCCACUCGCAAACAGGAUCGUCAUGGUCCAAUGUACGAAGGACGCGAGAUCCACGUGUCCAACUUAGACUGGAAGGCCAGUGAACAAGAUGUCGAGGAGCUGUUCCUGCGAUUUGGCACGGUCGACCAAGUACGCAUCCCUCGCAAGGUGGACGGAGGCAGCAAGGGUUUCUGUUAUGUUGUCUUCUCGACCAAGGAGGAAGCCGAGGCAGCAUUGGUCUUGCACGAACAAGAAUAUCGAUCCCGGCGUUUGCAAGUGAAACUGUCCACGCCCCAAGGAGCUAAACGGAGUGCUACAACAAUUGUGUCUCGCGUGUCAGCCUCUCGAUCCCCGUCAGUAGAAGUCAAUGGAGCUGGUGACGAGAUUACCAACAGUGAUCGGGCAGCGCGUACUCUGGGUUUGAUGAACGUUCCGGACACGGUUAAUGACGCGCGGAUUCGUGCGCUGGUUGAGCCAUACGGCAAACUCAUCAAGAUCGUCCUGCGACCCGACCACCAAGGAGCAAUCGUCGAAUUCGCCGACGUUCACGCUGCUGGCAAAGCCUCGCUGGAACUAGAAGGACAGGAGAUUGUUCCUGGCCGGAAAAUGCGCGUAGGAAGUGUACCGGACAUGCUGAAGCAAUCGGCGGAAAAGAAAGGCCACCCGAGCACCUCCGGCAGCAAGGUGACUGGUGAGAGGUUGGGCGCGAGACUCCAACCGACAGGACCAAUCAAGCGCCCACCGCAGCCUGGGGCGCGCGGAGGCAAACGCGGCCAUUUGGGCGUCAAGCGAGCCACGGGUGGGUUACAGGGGCCCAGCGACGCGCAGAAUGGCGUGCCUACAAUCAAUACCACAAUGACGACAAUGAUGAUGAACAACACUGACCACUCCGCCCCCGACGACGGGCAGAAAAUCAAAAAGAGCAAUGAUGACUUUCGUGCGAUGAUCCAGCAGAGCCGAACGGGAUGA
This is a messenger RNA of Aspergillus saccharolyticus JOP 1030-1, 3912 nucleotides long. Its product is annotated as U6 snRNP complex subunit PRP24. The transcript has 4 exons. Lineage: Eukaryota; Fungi; Ascomycota; Eurotiomycetes; Eurotiales; Aspergillaceae. The record is from RefSeq and is a predicted model, not a curated record. Bases 1 to 3912 code for a protein of 1303 amino acids. Gene Ontology annotation, biological process: RNA processing. Gene Ontology annotation, cellular component: ribonucleoprotein complex. Gene Ontology annotation, molecular function: protein binding; RNA binding.